This is a messenger RNA of Branchiostoma belcheri (Belcher's lancelet), 3115 nucleotides long. RefSeq lists its product as uncharacterized. The transcript has 10 exons. Gene Ontology annotation, cellular component: extracellular region. Gene Ontology annotation, molecular function: protein binding. Lineage: Eukaryota; Metazoa; Chordata; Leptocardii; Amphioxiformes; Branchiostomatidae. The coding region runs from base 1 to 2733 and encodes 910 amino acids. The record is from RefSeq and is a predicted model, not a curated record.
AUGGCUUCUGAUUUUACAGACCUGGGGCCCAUUGGAAACAGACCAGCUCCACCAACGCGAUCAGAUGAGGGAAAACAACAACAAAGAGAAACUCUGAGAAUCAAGGCUCCGGAUGGACUUGAAGUUGUAGAGACAGACAAUAGAAGUGUCAAGUUACGAUGGAAUCAACUCAGUUCGAAUACAGACCAGCACCCUGCUGGCUAUGAGCUUGUCGGCUACCGCCUGGAACAACGUAUACCGUUCGGAUCUCCGCAGCUGUCAGAAUGGAUCUCUGCACAUGGACAGAAUGAAGUGAUAGAACCAACAACAGAGUUCAGAGUUGUUGACCUGACACCUUAUCAGCGAUACCAGAUUUGUGUGAGAUCAGCUCUACUCAACAGUGAGGGUGAUGAUGUCCUCAGUGAGAGAUCUGUGCGGGUUCAUGUUUUGACGAGAAAGCAAUAUCAGCCAUACCGACCAAGAAGUGUCCGGUUGGACGACACCCACGGGUCCCGCAAACUAACCUGGACGGAGCCAAAACCUGCAGAAGAUGUCAGUCCAGAAUCCUACCAGUAUGUUGUUGAGUCGAGCCUACAUGUUGCUGACAACAUUGAAAAUGCAUGGAUGGAAUGCAGCGUAACAACACAACAUGAGUGGAUAGUCAGUGUGGAACAAAGUGGAGACUACCGAUUCCGUGUGUCAACUAACAAUACGGAAAAGAAUGUCCACAGCCUUCCACAAGAAAUGGAACACCCAAGGAUUUACAUCCGCAUUGAAACACCGGCCCAGGUGAGGUUAGAAUUUAGGUUCACUGAAGUACAGUGGCGUUUCCCUGGUCAAUACGAAGGACAGUAUCCUGGGAGCAUCAUCUUUGUCAUCUCCUGUCAUGACCUCAGCAGUCUCCGUGAACUGUGGAUGAACUACAGGCUGGGGAAAGUGAAGAAGUUCAUCCAGUACCUGUUAGCUCGACAUAACGAACUUGACACAGAACUUGAAGUUAAGAUCGAGGAGAAAGAUUUCUACGCCUCCCGCCGACAUCUCCUGCUGACCAGGCCUACCGAUAGGGGGUUCCGAGUGGCGAGACUUGGAGAUGCUCCACCCAGAGGCACAGGGCUGGGCCUUAGUGAGGAUUUCCCCGUCUACUGCAGGCCGACAUCUCACAGGACAACCUGCUCUCAGCUGGACUUUCUGGACCCUGCAGUUCCCAACAAGCAGCUUCACGGACUGGACCAAACCACUGCUGUUGACGACCUGAUGGCCUUGUCACUCUCCGGCGCAGAGGUGUCCUGUCUGUCCUGGACUUCUUAUGAUGACCUGUAUAGCGCUUCAAACUCGGGCGCUUCAAACUCAGGCUCUUUCGACUCGGGCUCCCUAGACUUGGGCUCUAAAAGCUCCAUCCCAUUAAUGGAGCAUGACAAUGAGGCACGGGAAAUGUUGAUACAUAAACAGGAGGAAGAAAUCCAGCGGCUACAGGAGAUUAACAAGACCAUGGCAGAUCAGAUACAGGCACUGACAGCCGAGAACACAAAAAUGUCCAACCAGCUGGCAGAUGUUCCUGAUCUUCGUGAGGAACUCAGAGGAUGGAGGGAGAAAGCUGAGGAAUCUCAGAAAGUUCUAUCGGAACAAGAGCGAGAAAUCCAGCAGCUGCAGGAGACCAAGAAGAGCAUGGCAACUAGAAUAGAGGAACUGCUUCACAGGCUGACUUCUCUACAGCCAGACGAUUCGGAGGAAGCUGGCCUGAAGGAUAUAGCAGAUAACUUGGCUGUUGCAGCAAUGGAGCUAAGAGAAAGUGACGAGGCAUCACAGAAAGUUUUGUCAGAAGCAAGACUACAAAUCCAGCAGGUACAGGAGACCUUCAAGAACGUGGCAGGCACAGUAGAGAAACUGACUCCCCAGGCUUCUUCACUGCCAGAGUUAAAAGUCCUUGGACAGAAACUACAGAGGGUGACAUUUGGCAGAGAGGGAUCAGGGCCAGGACAGUUCAAAAAUCCAUGGGGUGUUGCAGUGUCAGAGAAAGGGGAGAUAUUUCUAGCAGACAAGGAGAACCAGAGAAUCCAAGUCUUCACCCUGCAGGGAACGUUUGUCCGACAGUUCCCAACAGUCGUGUCAGGUGAACAGAAAAUGGACCCACAUGAUGUGGCCCUGGACGGGGAGGGGAACCUGUGGGUGGUGGGGGCGACAGACUCUGCUGACUUUGCUGUGCAGUAUGACAAACAGGGCAGGAUGCUGGGGAAGUUUGACCUACAGAAGACAGGGUGGGGGAGAGGAGUUGCAGUGGACACCAGGAGGAACCACAUCCUCAUCACACAAACCACAGGAGACUGGGACAACCAACACGGUGAAGGUUUGGUGUUCAGGCCAGAUGGAACACUUGUGGGAACUGUGGGUCAGCAGCAGGGGAUGAAGUACCCAUGGUACAUCACUGUGGACGGGAACAUUCUUGUGUCAGACCGGCAGAAUCACUGUGUCUAUGUGUACAACGAGGACGGACAGUUUCUGUUCCAGUUUGGAGGUGAGGGAAGUGGUGAAGGUCAGCUGUGCCGGCCCCGUGGCAUCUGUACAGACAGGGCAGGGAACAUCAUCGUGGCAGACACGGGGAACAGCCGCGUGGAGAUGUUUGACAAGACAGGAAAAUUCCUCAAACACAUCGCUACAGACAUGUGGGCACUUUGGGCUGUUGCCAUGGCAACACAGGGACAGCUGGUAGUAACUGAUUAUGUGGAGCACAAAGUCAGCAUAUUCCAGGACUUCUGAAUCUAAGUGAGGUGAUAAUAAAUUUUAAAGCAACUUCCAACAUAGUCUAAACCAAUAUGUCAGAAUAUCAAUAUUAGCAAAGGAAACUAUCAGAUAGCACAAAAGAAAUACCUUUGAAUAAACUGCCCAAAAUGCCAGCCUAAAGGCCCCUGGCUUAGAACAAACUCUAUACAAACUCAAUACAAAGUGACAUUAUAAAUGAGAUAAAAAGCAAGUUGUCAUUAUACAUUUAUCUUAAUACAAUGUAUUUAAACAAAAUGUACUAGUAUCCACAUACCGGUAGUAGGAAUAAAGCAGCUCUUGUUAAAUAUUGUUUGCUUUGGAGGCAUCCGAGGUUUCCAAGGAAAUAUGUGCCAUGAUCUGUGAGUAGGGUGAGAUAGGG